GUUUUAUCUGUUGUUGUUGUCAUUACAAAAUCUUAUUGAAACUAAAUACUUUGUAAAGAGAUAAACGUUUGUCAUCUUCUGUCCUCUGACUACAAACCGUAUUUCAUCCUAACUUGUACAAAGAUGUGCUUGAAAAUCCUCGCGAGGUUUAUUCUUUCCGGUCUUACUUUUAUCUUCUUCUUCCUGCACCAGGGAUCCCUAGUUUUGUUGCUAAGCCAGAGGAAAUUUGAGUCAAUAAACAAAACAUUGACGUCAAAAAACGAAACAGGAGAGUCAAUUAACGAAAUAUUGGAGUCAAUAAACGAAUGGAAAUCUGUAACUCUUUUAGUUGUACUGUUCCCAUAUGUUGCCUCAUUGUUAUCACAAAUAUGGACAUCAUCAUUUUCAACAGGAGGCAAAUGGAAGGAGUGGCCUCAUUGGGGAUCACUUUUAUUGGGUGUCAUAUCUUCCGUUGCUGAGAGUUAUAUGUUGACUAGUUUAGUUUGGAGUUAUCUUUGGAGAAUACCAGGAUUUCUGUUAUUAGGUGUGUUAAACUCAGGAAUGAUUGUUCCCAUAUUCUCCACUGCAAUGAAGAACAACACAAAGACUAUACGUUACAUACAAACACUAUUGAUAUUAGUUUUUACAAGUUGCAUAAUUGCUUGUUUUGUACUGCUGGUGAUUACAGGCAGAAUGACGACAGAAGAAUCUGGAUUAACAUUACUCUUUCUGAUCAUAAUAUCAAUAAUUUUUACUCCUAAAUAUCAAACGUUUAUACAUACAACAGAUGACAGAGGGACUCAGAACUCUGCUUUACUAUAUAUUAUUUUGAAGAUGCUAACUUGUGCGUGUUCUGUUUACUUUUUACAACAUAAAUCCAACACAAAUGAACUGGUAUCAUUAAAGUCUUUUUUCGACACUUUGUAUUUGCCUAAUACAAAAAAUAUUUGGAUUUGUGUUUCAAUCUUGUUGAGUUCAUUUCUGUGUCAGUGUGUUAAGUAUUUCAAUGCUAGAACUAAAGUUGGAAGAUGGGUUGUACACUUGCCCAUAUAUUUUUCGUCAAUUAUAAUGUCAAUUCUACUGGUAUUAACGUUUUCGUCAGUGAUAGAUGUAUCCCAAAUUGCAUGGGCUAGUAGUAUAGGUCCAUCCUCUAAAGACAUAAAAGUUAGUGCAGACAAUUUUGCAUUGUACGGAACUGUUGCGGGACUUCUUAUUCUUCCGAUAUUGCUGGAUAUAUUGAAUGACAGAAUUAUACGGCCUAGCGAGUUCAGUAUGUAUGAAGCUGUUUUAACAACACAGCAUUUAUUAAGUAGGACCUAUAAUACAAUAAAAGCUACACCAUUUAGCAUAUCCGCUAAUAAUAAAAGAAAUAUCAGACGAGUAUUUAUAUGCACUACAAUGUAUCAGGAAUCCCAAAUAGAAAUGGACAGAUUACUGGCUAGUAUAAGAAAUGUUUCGGUAUCAAAGCUUUUGAGAACAGAAAACGUCGUUUUAGAAUCCCACAUAUUCUUAGAUAAUGGCGCUGAUGGACAAACUAUUAAGCAGUUUGGACUCCAGUUACUGGGCUUAAUAGAAGAAAAUUUAAUUACAGACAGAGAUGAAGGAGUCAUGUUAUAUACCCCAUACGGAAUACAGCUUUCCUGGAAGAUUAACAAUGAAAUGCCUUUAUUUGUUCACUUAAAAGAUAUUUCGAAGGUCAAUGCAAAAAAACGUUGGAGUCAGGUUAUGUAUAUGAAGUAUGUUUUAAACUAUCGGUCGUCUAAUUUUCGGAAGUCAUCUGAAGAAAAUUUGUCGAAAAAUUCCUCCUACGGCAGUUUGCUUUCUGUGGAAUCAAUGGAUUUAUCUAAUGAGAAACGUAAAGCCACUCAAAAUAAUUUGACAGUUCCAGACAACAAAUCCAAGUCGCUGAUAAAAGAUAAUGACUCCGAGGUAACCAGUGUUGAAACAGAGACGACAACCGUUCCUUACGUCGAAAUAUUUAUAGGCGAUACGAGCUCAAUUGAAAACCUUUCAGUGAAAAAUGAAUUAUCAAACAGUAUAUACACCAUAGCAGAUUCGCAACAAAUUUACCAUGAAGACUUUGCAUUUGAUUGUGAGGAUUAUAUUCUAGCAACAGAUGCAGAUAUGACUUUUGUGGAUACAAGUAUUAUGGACGUUCUACACAUGUGUGAAUCUGACCCAAAUGUUGGGGCGGUCUGUGGUAGGACACGCCCAAAAGGUGUUCAUAUUCACCCCAUUGUUUGGCUACAGAUGUUCGACUAUGCUAAAGAUUUCUGGAUAAUAAAGAGUUCACAGAAUAUAAUUGGUACAGUUAUGUGUUGUCCAGGAUGUUUUAGUAUGUACAAAUUGAAUGCUGUUAGAGAUGUUGUUGACGAAUAUUCGGGCCCAGUAGAAAACAUGGAAGAUGUUUUCACAAAAGACAACGGUGAAGAUCGAUGGAUGUGUACAUUAUUGAUGUUAAAAGGAUGGAAAUUAAGAUAUUCCAGUAAUGCUAGAAAUACUACAUUCUGCCCAGAAGAUACAUAUGAAUUUAUGAAACAACGGCGUAGAUGGUUACUGUCAGAUUAUGCAAACGCAGUAUUGGUUAUUCGAAAGCUUAGAGCCUUGGUGUCAACAAACGAUGCAUUUUCUUACUUGUAUGCCUUCUAUUUGUUGCAACUAUUUCUGAUAAUGCUUUUAUAUCCUGGUUCUACAAUCGUUAUGCUGUGUCUCGGUUUGGAAUUGGCGAGUGGUGCACCUCUAGUCAUUGUUACUCCUGUGAUAGUUGCCAUAGUUUUUGCCUACUGUUUGAUGUUACUCAGUGAAGUUAAGUCAACAGUACAGUUGAUAAUAACAAAGAUUUUGAUCAUGGUCUUUGGAGCAGGAACAUGCUACAUAUUUGUAGCUUCUACUGUUAUUAUUUUUAAAGACUUAGCGGAAGGCUUUGAAAGUGGACAUUUCGAACGAGCAGAAGGGUUUAUAGUAAUGAUUGUACUUGGUAGUUAUAUCUAUGGAGCUAUGCUUUACCCAACAGAUAUAUGGAUACUAAUAACGGGUGUUGUCUAUUUGUUCUUUAUACCGUUUUUGAAUAUGAUACUACCUCUCUACGCUAUGUGUAACAUUGUGGACCAGUCAUGGGGAACACGUGAUAAUCAAUCUGCCACCGUACCAAAAUUUCUGCAUCUACCAAAAAUUAAACGGAAAAUGAAAAAACGGCGGAAAUUGCAACAAGUUGACACAACGUCACUUAGAAGUUUGAGCGCUUCAUCUGUUAGUUUGAGUGACUAUAACCAAACUGAAUUUGAAUUCUGGGAGGAACUCGUCUCUAACGUUGUCGGAUCGACCGCAUCAAAGGGACUAUCAAACGAAGACAGGAUAUUAGGAUUGAAAAGAUUGAGAAAGAAGGCGUUAAUUUUCUUUCUGAUUGCUAAUCUUGUAUGCAUAAUUGCACUUGUAGGCCUUUAUGCAUUCGUGUUGCAGAAUAUUAGUAAUAAAAUUUUGUUUUCCAUUGCAAUGGCAGUAACGCUAGGGUUGUCACCACUUAUUCAGAUAUCCGGUAGUACUGUGUACAGAAUUGAUGAUACCUUAAUUCGUAUUGGUCGAUGGGUUAACAAUAUAACGUAAACCUGAGAAAUCACCAAUAAUAUAAGGAAUAUAUGGAGAUGUGGAGGACAUUUUAUUGUAAGAGGAAUGUUGUUCAAGCGUGGUGACUUAAAACCAUCAUGCUGAGUUCAAAAUGUCUACUGAUCGCGUCGAAAUUUAUCUUGUUUCAUCGUUAUUUGUGAAAAAGAGACUUUCAAAGCUAAAAGCUAGAUACAUUAACUUGAAUAUAUUAACACUGAAUCUGGUCAUACUUUGCAUACAGACGAUACAACGCGUUGAAUGCUUCUUUUCUUUUGUUUUCUUUUUUCCUUAUGAUUGUGACAAUAUUUCAUGUAAGAAUAGUAUGCAUUCCGCGUAUUU
Mytilus trossulus (common blue mussel) is the source of this 3921-nucleotide messenger RNA. RefSeq lists its product as uncharacterized. Lineage: Eukaryota; Metazoa; Mollusca; Bivalvia; Mytilida; Mytilidae. Gene Ontology annotation, molecular function: chitin synthase activity. The transcript has 10 exons. Gene Ontology annotation, cellular component: cell periphery; cell septum. The coding region runs from base 124 to 3582 and encodes 1152 amino acids. The record is from RefSeq and is a predicted model, not a curated record.